This is a messenger RNA of Neopsephotus bourkii (Bourke's parrot), 3591 nucleotides long. It is a transcript of the gene ZBTB40, whose product is annotated as zinc finger and BTB domain containing 40. Gene Ontology annotation, biological process: regulation of transcription by RNA polymerase II. NCBI's taxonomy places the organism in Eukaryota, Metazoa, Chordata, Aves, Psittaciformes, Psittacidae. Gene Ontology annotation, cellular component: nucleus. The transcript has 16 exons. The record is from RefSeq and is a predicted model, not a curated record. Gene Ontology annotation, molecular function: DNA-binding transcription factor activity, RNA polymerase II-specific; protein binding; RNA polymerase II cis-regulatory region sequence-specific DNA binding. Bases 193 to 3567 code for a protein of 1124 amino acids.
AGUCACGUGACGCGGGAGCCGGCCCACUGCCCCUUCAAGAUGGCGGCGCGCGGAGGGGAGGGGCGGCUGUUGUUGAAGCUUUAUUGUUCCCGCUGCUCCUGCCUCCGCGGCCCGUGUCCGCCGCGCCGCAACCAAUAAAGGGUUUUGUGGAGACCACAGCAGGAGGAGGCCUGUAGACCCUGUCCUGGUAUCAUGGAGCUUCCUGGUUACAGCAGCCAGCUGCUGCAGCAGCUCUGUACCCUCUGCAAAGAGCAGCAGUUCUGUGAUUGCACCAUCUUCAUUGGGAAUGUUCACUUUAGGGCACACAAAGUGGUUUUGGCUGCUGCCAGCCUGCUUUUUAAAUCCCUGUUGGACAGUACAGACACCAUCUCCAUCGAUGCUUCUGUGGUGACCCCUGAGGAGUUCGCUCUCUUGCUGGAGAUGAUGUACAGUGGCAAACUCCCACUGGGGAAACACAAUUUCACCAAAGCUAUCUCCGUGGCAGAUAGCCUGCAGAUGGUUGAUGUGGCUGUCAGUUGCAAAAACCUCCUCAGGGACCUCAUCAGCUGUUCUACUCAGGACCAGGUAGUAAGUGAAGUCUCCAGCCAGGCAGCAGACUCAUGUGAAAACCAUGCUGAAGCUAAUAACCUGCCCCAGCCUGAAAAAACUGAUGAAGGAAAAACAGAUAUCCUCAUACCACAGAGACUUUCCCCUUUUCUUGGCUCUGAACAAGCAGAAGUGGAAGCAGAUGUUUCUCCUCCUGGCCAGGAACUUGCUGUGAAUCACACAUGGGUGCACCAGGAUGGGAUAUCGAAUGACUCCAGAUCCCUCCAGGAGGGUCCAGGCUCUCAUCCUGAUCAGCCUGCCUGUGCUGAGCAGGGUGGCUGUGCAGAAGAGGAGCUUCCUGAGCCUCCAGAGGAGAAAGGAGGAGUGAGGAGAGAUUUAGCAGCAGACAACGAAAGCUGUAAACUGGAUUUCUUUCUUCGGUAUGAAAGCAUUUUCUCUGAGGCCCUUUCUGAUGCCCAGGCUGUGCUGAACAGGCUAGAAGAGUGCAGAGAAAUUGAUGCCUCUCAGAAGGAGGCUCUGGUUUCCUGCCUGGCAGAGGCAGGGGAGCAGUCAGUGUUCAAGAAGCUGCUGAGCAAGGUGAAGGAUGCUCAGCCCCUGGAUGCUCAGCCCCUGGAUGCUCAGACCCUCGUGUCUUUACUGAAGCUGUUUCAAGACACAAACCCCAAGCUGAAAGUGGUUUUGCUGGAGAGGGAACAGGGCAGUGGAGAAGCCCUGCAGCAAGGAGAGAGCACAGACGAGGGAGAGACGCUGACUGCUCGCUUGCUGGGAUGCAGGGAGGAGCUGAUCCAGAGCGUGACACAGCUGAGCCCCAUCCUAGAGUUCUUGGAGGCAGCAGAAGAGGGAUUCCUGACUGCCUCGGAGAAGCGGGUGGUUUUGGAUUGCUGUGGAGGCACCUCUCAGAGGGAAGCCGUGGACAAUCUCCUCAGGAAGGUGGAUGAAGAGAAAACCCUAAAAGUUGAAAGUUUGGUCAAACUUCUUGGGGCUAUGAAAGCAUCCUUCCCUGGUCUCCACCUUGUGCUGGACAACUUAGUGGCAACAGCAGAUGUCUCUGAUGGCAAAGUGGCCAACAGCAAGAGCACAGCCGUUGAGAUCAUCCUGCGGCACAGCAAGCUGAUCACAGAGGCCAUCCAGAAAAGAGGGGACCUGGAGAGCUUGGCCCCAGAGGAGGCAGGACUCACUGAAGCAGUAAAAGAGCUGCUGAGUAUUUCUGCUCAGGAGGGAAGUUCAGAGGCCUCCUUGAAAGCAGCCCUGAGCACAGCCCAGGAGAAGUCUGUCCUGGCCAUCAAGAUCUGUCAGCUGCUGUGCAACGUCCAUGAGUCCUUCCCAGACCUGCAGCCAGUGAUGCAGGAGCUGGGGCAUGUGGGUCUCUUGACUGAGGGAACUGGGGAGAAGCCUGGGAUUAGGAAGUGGAAGGUGAACAGUAAAUCCCAAGUUGAAGCCCUGGACAAAGAUGAGGACAAGGCAGGAGGUGCUGGUGCCAAGGAACCGAAGGAACCCCAUGAAAAACCUUCUUCCAAGAAGAGUUUUGUCUGCAAAGCCUGUGAUAAGACCUUCCAUUUCUACUGCCGCCUGAAGGUGCACAUGAAACGUUGUCGGGUGGCCAGAGGGAAGCAAAUCCAGUGUAAGGAGUGCAGUGAGGUCAAAUCGACAAAGAAGGAGCUGGAGGAGCAUCAGCUGGAGGUCCACAGUGUGGUGGGGAUGGUCAAGAAGAAGAAGAAGCGGCUCCCUGUGACGUGUGACAUCUGUGGCCGAGAGUUUGCUCAUGCCUCAGGGAUGCAGUACCACAAGCUGACGGAGCACUUCGAUGGGAAGCCCUUCUCCUGCAAGGAAUGCGGGGCCAAGUUUGCAGCCAACUCCACGCUGAAGAACCACGUGCGGCUGCACACUGGGGACCGGCCCUUCGUGUGCAAGCACUGCCUGAUGACCUUCAUGCAGGCCUCGGCCCUUGCCUACCACACCAAGAAGAAACAUGCUGAGGGGAAGAUGUACGCCUGCCAGUACUGCGACGCCGUGUUCGCCCAGUCCAUCGAGCUGUCACGCCACGUCCGCACGCACACCGGGGACAAGCCCUACGUCUGCCGGGAAUGUGGGAAAGGUUUCCGCCAGGCCAACGGGCUCUCCAUCCACCUCCGCACCUUCCACAACAUUGAAGAUCCCUAUGACUGCAGGAAGUGCCGGAUGAGCUUUGCCACCCUGCAGGAGCACCGCAAGCACGUCCAUGAAGCCCACUCUCGGGAAUACCACCCCUGCCCGACCUGCUCCAAAGUGUUCAGUGCCCCAUCACUCCUGGAGCGCCACAUGGUGACCCAUGUUGGGGGAAAGCCCUUUAGCUGUGAGAUCUGUGAUAAAGCUUACCAGCAAUUGUCAGGGUUAUGGUACCACAACCGGACCCACCACCCCGACAUCUUUGCAGCUCAGAACCACCGCUCCUCCAAGUUCUCCUCCCUGCAGUGCAGCUCCUGUGACAAAACCUUCUCCAGCACUGCCGCUCACCGAAAGCACGUCAAGGCAGAGCACACAGAUGUGAAGUUCCAUGAGUGUGAGACAUGCAAGGAACGUUUCCCUACCCUGGCCCUCCUGCAGGUCCAUGUGAAGUGCAGGCACUCAGGCUCACAGCCCUUCCGUUGUCUGUACUGCUCCGCAUCCUUCCACCUCCCCGGGGCCCUGCAGAGCCACGUCACCAGCGAGCACUUCAAGCAGAAGGAGAGCACCUUCCCCUGCGAGCUCUGUGGGGAGCUCUUCCCAUCCCAGGGCGAGCUGGAGGAGCACUGCAGCGCUGAGCAUCCCAAGGUGCUCUUCUCCCAAGCCACCACAGCCCAGGUUGUGCAGGUGAUUCAGACGUCGGAGCAAGGAGCAGCAGAGCACAUCAUCUCUUUCGAUGACGUCCAGCUUGCUGGCUCCCAGGUCUUUGUGACGUUGCCUGAAUCUCAAGUGAGCCAAACUGGCUCUGAGCUGGUGGCAGUGACUAUGGAGGACUUGUUUGAUGACAAAAUCAUGCUGAUUUGUGAAGAAACCAAGUGAGAGUGAGCAGCGGGUGCCCAUGCA